This is a messenger RNA of Saprolegnia parasitica CBS 223.65, 1222 nucleotides long. RefSeq lists its product as hypothetical. Gene Ontology annotation, cellular component: nucleoplasm. The record is from RefSeq and is a predicted model, not a curated record. Gene Ontology annotation, biological process: regulation of gene expression. NCBI's taxonomy places the organism in Eukaryota, Oomycota, Saprolegniomycetes, Saprolegniales, Saprolegniaceae. The coding region runs from base 11 to 1222 and encodes 403 amino acids. The transcript is spliced from 4 exons. Gene Ontology annotation, molecular function: RNA binding.
GUGGACGCCGAUGGCUAAGAUCUUCGUCGGGAACCUCAACAGCAACGAGGCGCGGGAAGCCGACCUCCGCGCGCUCUUCGAGAAGUGCGGCAAAGUCCUCUCGGUCGUCAUCAAGCUCGGCUUUGCGUUUGUCGAGUUUGCCAACGACGCCGACGCCGACGAAGCCAUUCGCACGCUCCACAUGCACACGCUCUUUGGGAAGGACAUGAAGCUCUCGCGCGCCCACACCAACGCGGACCGCAGCCGCGGCGACGACCGCCGGCGCGAGCUGCCCCGCACGCGUUGCAACAGCCUCUUUGUCGGCAACAUUGUGCCCGACACGACGCUCGACAAGCUCCACGACUUUUUCGAGCAGUUUGGCCGAGUCGAACAGAUCAAGGUGCUGCCGCAGCGCAACGGCAACGUGGGCAUCUCGGCCUUUGUCGACUUUGUGGACGAUACGAGCGCCGACCGGGCCAUGGAGAAGCGCCUGGUCUUUGAAGGCCGCGAGCUCCGCACGGACUUUAGCCACCGCCGCGGGAUUGACAAUCGCCCGCCGCCCGCCGCGACGAGUGUGUCCGAGCGCCGGCGCGACGACGACGACCGGUAUGCCCGGAAAGAUGCGUACGACGAUCGCCGGCCGCGCGCCGGGUCGCUCGAGGACCGUCGGCCGCGCUACGACGAGGUCGAGGACCGCCGUCCCCGCCACGAUUCGCUCGACGAUCGCCGCUCGCGCCUCGACGCCUACGACGACCGCCGUCCCCGUAGUGACAUGCACGAUGACCGUCGUCCGCGGACGGACGUGUAUGACGAACCACGUCCGCGCUAUGACGCGUACUCGGACGAUCGCCGUCCUCGUGUCGACGCGUACGAUGAUCGCCGCUCGCGCCUCGACGCCUACGACGACCGCCGCCCGCGCGCUGACCCGUACGAGGCGCGCCGUCCUCGGACCCCGUCGCCUCGUCGCCGCGAGCUGUCGCCCCGUCGUCGGGAGCCGUCGCCCCGCCGCCGAGAGCUGUCGCCGGUACGGUACCGCGAGCCAUCGCCACGCCGUCGGGAACCGUCGCCCGUGCGGUACCGCGAGCCGUCUCCUCGUCGGCGGUCGCGGUCGCCGCGGGGCCGCGUCGAGGUGGUUGCGCGCAGCCAUGACUACGCGCCUCGCGUCGCGUCGCCGCUGCGCCGACCCGUCUCGCCACGCGGGCGGGACCAAUCGCCUGCCGUCCGAUCGCGCGACCGCUGGUGA